Messenger RNA from Trematosphaeria pertusa, 2024 nucleotides. RefSeq lists its product as uncharacterized. NCBI's taxonomy places the organism in Eukaryota, Fungi, Ascomycota, Dothideomycetes, Pleosporales, Trematosphaeriaceae. The transcript is spliced from 5 exons. Gene Ontology annotation, cellular component: MIS12/MIND type complex. Gene Ontology annotation, biological process: mitotic sister chromatid segregation; cell division. The coding region runs from base 200 to 1738 and encodes 512 amino acids. The record is from RefSeq and is a predicted model, not a curated record.
CGUGUGCCACAGCGAACACCGCCUUCACCACGCCCAAGGAUAUUCGCAUUAUCGCCAAUCAUUACGACCCAAACCCUACGACAACUCGAGUAUAAUAUUCGCGCUCCGCUCGACCCAACUCCACGUGCGUCACCGUCGCGCUGCCGACGCACGCGCUUCACCCGCCGCCCACGCCAGCAACCGCAUAGCAACCGGACCCAUGACCGCUGUAUUCGCGAGGUCUCCUCUUCAAUCGCUUCCUAUGGCCGCAAAUCGACCGACGACGCGACGGAGGAGCGUAAAGCACGCUUUCGAGGACGACGACGAUGCGCCGGCUGCGAAGAGGCCGAAGACAGAGAUGAACGGCGCGAGUAAGAGGACAAACGGCGCGACAAAGAAGGCGGCGAAGAUAGCAUACGAUGAGAAUGACGACGGCUUCCAGUUCACGCGCCGCUCGUUGCGAAGGACCACGAAAGCGCAAGCACAGCCCGAGCCCAUACCCGAGGAGCCGCCAAAACCCGCGCCAGCGCGUAAAAAGAAGAGCGCAGUCCCCGCGUCGGAACCAGAGCAGUCUGAACUGCAAAAGCGGCGGCGAUCGGCGCGCCUGUCGGGCGACAAGGAACAGUUAGAGGAAGGGCACCCGGCUCCAGAACCCGUAAUACCGGCGCAGAAGCGCACGAAGAAGAAUGCGCCGGCAGCGAAGGAGCAGAAAAGGCAGAAGACACCGGCUCUGGAACCUCAUCCAGAGGGAAAGAGCGUGUUUGUGGGUGUGAAGACUCCAACGCGGAACGAACUCCACGUGCGUAAGAAGCGCGAUGGAGCGACUAAGAUUAUGCUGCCUUUCGCGGAUACACCGGUCAUAACUAGGAAUAAGGAGAUGCGCAAAGCUAGUAAGGAUGGGCAUAGGAGGAGCAGCACGGGCUUGCGGGGUAGGAGGGCGAGUUCGUUGAUUGACAGCGGGAUGUCAAAUGCCCUUCCACAUUCGGAGGUUGAAAUUCGCGAUUUCUACAAGUACAUCGAGCAGAGUCUACCCGAGCCGCGGCGGAUGAAGCAGCUGCUCACUUGGUGUGGAUCGCGAGCACUUCCAGAGAAGCCAUCGGGUAACGUCAAGAAUGCGAAUGCGAUCAUGGCAGCACGCGCGAUACAGCAAGAGCUCAUAGAUGACUUUGCAAGCAAACCAGAGCUCUCAGACUGGUUUAGCAGGGAAGAAACUGCCCCUCCACCGGUAGUCAAAAAGCCGAAUCCGCAGAACGAAAAGAAUAAGGCUACGCUCCAAGAGCUGGAAGAAGAGGUCAAACGCCUCGAAGAAGAAAAGGCCGCCUGGGAAGCCCUAGCCUCCUCGUCAAACUCCAUGCCACCACCUCCGCCACCCUCAAUACAAACACCAGCCCUCUCCCUCUCCGAAAUCGACGCUUCCCUUCUCGACGCCUCGCAAGCCUCCAUGCUCGCUUCCCUCCAAUUACCACCACAACCCGCACCGCCCUCCGCAGCAUUUACCUUCACCACACCCUCCGCCCUCCAAUCGCACCUCACCAAGCUCGCCGACUCGUUAGAACCGAACAUCGAUCUGUUCGCAGACGGUGUGCACAAGAUCGAGCAGUACCGCAACACGGCAGAGCGGGUCGCGGACCGUGUGCUUGGCACGGCGGCCGGGAGGCUGGAGGAGAGGGACAAGGAAGGGAAGGAGAAGGUGGGCAGUGAGGGCAUCGGCGUGGGUGAUGUGUUGAGGGGACUAGCAGGCGUGCUUAAUGAGUCAUAAUAAUGCGUUCGAUCAGAGCCCAGGAGAAGGAUCUUGUAUCACGAUGGCCUUUUUUGGUGACACGAGGCAGGCCGGCUUGGGUGGCUGCAUUUCUGCACUGUAUGAGAAUGAUAUAUGUGGAGUUUUCAAAUCUGGUUUUUGUGGGGUUUCGGGGUGCGGCCUUUGGGCGGUUUUUUGGUGCUUUUCGAUGCAGCAGGGAAAUGCAUUUUGGGCGUCUAUAUCGGAUCUUGACGGUGGGGGGAGCGGGUAUACCAUUCUGAAUUUGAGAGCUCAUGUUAUCUUCCUG